Aquila chrysaetos chrysaetos is the source of this 1505-nucleotide messenger RNA. RefSeq lists its product as uncharacterized. The transcript has 7 exons. The record is from RefSeq and is a predicted model, not a curated record. The coding region runs from base 58 to 1098 and encodes 346 amino acids. NCBI's taxonomy places the organism in Eukaryota, Metazoa, Chordata, Aves, Accipitriformes, Accipitridae.
CCUGACCCCCCUCCAGUGACUGCAGGUCACUGAGAAAGAAGUAGAUCACAGCCUCUAAUGGAAACGUGCUUGAUUACAGCUCUGCCUGUAGCCGAUGGCCACCCGACUGCUCAGCCGGAUCUUGUCCGGGAGCCUCAGGGCAAGCCCACAGACGUGGCUGGACGCAAUGGAUAUCCAGCUUCCCAGCCGGGUUCCAGGGCUGACGCGCAGGGAGAUCGCACGGGUCCUCAAAGAGCAAAGUAUAAAGCUAAAGCUGAAAUAGGAGAAUCUUCCCAGCGGUCACCAGAAGUCCUAAAGGAAAUCCUGGAGGAAUUGGACAAAGCAGCACGUGAGAUGGACCGUGAGACUGUGGAGAAGGAGGCGUUUCGGGAAGGAGAUGGUCACGCAGCGCCAGUCUCUGAUGAAAAAACAGGGGCAAUUCAAUCAACAGGCGUGCCAGUGGCAGUGCUGUCCAGCCCUGGAGAAGCCCACCACGCCAGGAGAUAUGAAUUUUCUCCAAAGAAUGCAGGUGUGGAUGACAAGAGAAACACAAAUGCUAUGGAUCCUCAAGAUUUCCGGUACUACUGCAUAGAAGGUGCCGUGGCGGUCUUGGGCUCCGUGCUGUUUGGGAUGAUAUUGUGUUGUGUGAUCUGUCUGUGGAGGAAGAGACAACGGCGCCUCUCCGCAGCUUCGCGAGCCCAGCCCGACACCAGCAGCUGCUCCUCGGGCCUGGACAGCCCGAGCAGCCGUCCCAGCACCCCGGAGAGCUGGACCCAACAGCAAGAGCCAUCACCUGUGCCUGGAAAGCCAGCCCGCCUGCCACAGAGCACCAGGGAAUGGGCCUCCGCCAGCCCGGACAGCCGCCCGGCCCGCCCGCCUCCACCCCGGCCCCCAUGGCUGUCCAACUCAGCCAGCCGGGUGUUGCGGGACCAGCCCAGUGACCUCGAGCCCCCAGAGGAAUUGAAGCCACCCGCCCGCGGCCCAAGCCCAUCGCGCCGGCCCUCCUGCAAGGGCCUGAGCCAGCCCCGCCAGGGUAUGGGUUUGGGCUACGAUGACAGGCUCCUGACUGGACAGCUUCAGGGAUCGACCAUUCAUGUCCGAAUAAUGGCACAGCAAUAAAUACAGAUCAGUAGCACAAUUGUCCAGGUCGUAAUGGCAGCAGACCCAGGGCAUUCACCAAUCCUGGGCCGAACUUCAUAUCAGGGCACACAGGGACCUGGAUGCCCACGGUGUCAGCAAGCAGGGAGCUGGGCAUGGGACCUGCCAACAGGCUGGGGGAGCCCAGCUUCCCUGGUGGGACUGUCCUGCUCAAUUCUGAGCCACAGAGGCACCAAAGGGGCUCAUUAACAGGUCACCAUCCCCACCUCUGCUCCCUGUGCCAGCUUUGUCCUGGAGUGCACAGGACAGGGGUGCUGUGUAGGGCAAUACCAGCCCCAGCCCCUCCAUUGUGUGCAUGCCAAAUACACCACAUAAGGCAAAGCCAGAAAUAAAACGCAGAGCAGCACAAAGCUGCUAUUGAGCCAUAA